This is a messenger RNA of Spea bombifrons (plains spadefoot toad), 1981 nucleotides long. RefSeq lists its product as uncharacterized. The transcript has 9 exons. Bases 84 to 1649 code for a protein of 521 amino acids. The record is from RefSeq and is a predicted model, not a curated record. Lineage: Eukaryota; Metazoa; Chordata; Amphibia; Anura; Pelobatidae.
GCCUCAUAUAAACCUUCCCACUCGGGCGAAGCGGACUCUGUGUUCCCAAAGGACGAGAGACCGGCCCUCGAGACCCAGACGGAAUGGGUGGGAUUCGUCACGCUGGGACCCUGCUGGUCUUGGCCGUCGGCCUCGAUCUCUGCAAUGCUGCAGCACUGAAACUUUGCAGGGACCCCAUUCAAAAAUUGAGUGGACCCUCGGACCCUCUGGCACAAUAUCCUCCGUGUGAUGGAACCCCAGGUUUCGCACGAAUAACUGGCAUCUCCACAGGGGCUUCCGGAGAAACCGUUUUCCAGUACAUGUCAAGUUCCCAAGGUUCUGGUAGUAGUUCGUCUUCAUCUUCUGGAGUGGCAUCAGGAUCAUCCAACCCUUGGCUUGGCUCUGUCGGUGGAGGCGGCUCUCAGUCCUCAGGCUCUCACUCCUCAGGCUCUCACUCCUCAGGCUCUCAGUCCUCUGUUAUUUCCGGCAGUUCAUCCAACACAAUUAUUCGGGGUAGUUCUGGAUCAGUUAUAGUUUCAGGAGUUGGAGUAGGUGGUGGUGGUGGUGCUGGUGGAGGCGGAGGAAGCUGGUCUGGGUCAUCUUCUGGAUCCAUGGGAGGUGGAGGUAUGUCUCAGCAAAACAAUCAACCAGUGCGUGGAGGAGGAUCAUCUUCUGGAUCCGUUAGUGGUGGAACAGGUGGUGGAUUAGUAUGGUCUGGUGGAGCUGGAGGAGGAGGAGGACAAGGAGGAUGGGCAGGUGGAGGAAGCUCAUCUCAGCAAAGCUCUGUGAUAUUUGGCGCUACACACAAUGAAGUCAUACGAGGAGGAGGAGCAUCAGGCUCUGCUGGUGGUGGAGUAGCAACAGGAGGAGGACAAGGAGGAUGGGCCGGUGGAGCUGGAGGUGGACAAGGAGGAUGGGCCGGUGGAGCUGGAGGUGGACAAGGAGGAUGGGCCGGUGCAACAGGAGGAGGACACGGAGGAUGGGCCGGUGGAGCUGGAGGUGGACAAGGAGGAUGGGCCGGUGGUGGACAGGGAGGAUGGGCCGGUGGUGGACAGGGAGGAGGAGCAUCAGGCUCUGCUGGUGGUGGAGUAGCAACAGGAGGAUGGGCUGGUGGAGCUGGAAGAGGACAAGGUGGAUGGGCCGGUGGAGGACAAUCUCAGCAGACUUCUGUUAUCUUUGGAGCUGGUUCUCCCGAUACUUUCAGACUUCCAGGAGGGAUAAAUCCCGCAGAUGUACCAGUGUCACCUGGAUGCGGUAAAAAUGCGACGACAGGUUCUAACGCUGUUAUUUUCGGAGCUACUGCUACGGAUCAAAUCAGAGGAGGCGGCGCAGGGGGCAUCGGAGGUGGUGGUGCAGGAGGUGGUGGUGGAUCUUCCCAGAUCUCCCAAUCUCAAGGGCUCGGCUUAAACAGCGGUCAAGGAAUGAAUCAAAUAUUAGGUGGAGGAGCUGGGAGUAACACCUAUGGAAGCUCUGUCAUCUUUGGAGCAAGAGAUAACCAGCCUUCAAUAGGUGGUUCCGUUGGCACAGGAGGAAGUAUAAGCGGGAGCUCUUCUGGAGGAUCGUGGUCUUCUGGUGGGUCUUCUGGUGGAGUUGGAGGUUCUUCAGGUGGAACUGGCGGGUCUUCUGGUUCUUCACAGUCGGGGUUGAAAUUCCCCCAGUCGGGCCGGUAGAUCCAUGCUGGAAGCCACAUCAGUAAUUUGGAAAUUCCGAUUCCACCUCCCAUCAACCGCUGUACAAAACCAAUUAGAAAGAGAAAUGUAUAUAUUUAUUUUUGUACCAAAUCUCCCCGUUUCAGCCAUUUCCUAGUUUGACAAAAUGAAUCAUCGUACGUACAGGUGCUUGAACGCACCAGCCGUCCAGACGGAUCCUUGGCUGCGAUUUUGUGGUCAGUGUAGACCCUGACCUUUUGUUUUUAGUCGUUAGAUUGGCCCCUCGGAGGGCACCGUUUGUUACAUUGCUUUGUUUUGUAUCUGUAACUUGAAAAUAAAACUUAAAGCCUGAA